Molecule: messenger RNA, 3983 nt
Organism: Diprion similis
Lineage: Eukaryota; Metazoa; Arthropoda; Insecta; Hymenoptera; Diprionidae
Exons: 27
Coding region: 63-3983 (1306 amino acids)
Biological process (GO): proteolysis
Molecular function (GO): serine-type endopeptidase activity; protein binding
Source: RefSeq, a predicted model, not a curated record
CCUAAGGUUCGAUGCACUGCAGUCAUUGAUAAUUACAACCGAUAAUUGUUCGUGAGGAUAUAAUGACGGAAAAAUACGCCGUCAAAUGUACCGUGACUCUAACUUUCAUUUGUGCACUCUUAGCAUCCGGUAGCACUCGAGAAGCCGUUAGAAAUCCACAAUCGAACAAUUUCAACUUAUGGAGUUGCGGAGAGGACCAGUUCACCUGUCAGAACGGGGAUUGCAUCGCGAGCGAAUCGCUGUGCGACGGAAGAGCCGACUGUUCGGAUGAGAGCGACGAGACCCAGGAGGAAUGCUUAAAGCCGUGGCUGACCUGUCCGUAUUUCGCGUUCCGGUGUAAUUACGGCGCCUGCAUCGACGGCGACCGCACCUGCAACGGAGUCCGCGAUUGUGCCGACGGCUCGGACGAGGAUCUCCCGCGAUGCGGCGGUCCAGCCACUCCGAAGCCCUUCACUUCCUGCGGCAGAGAGGACCAGUUCACCUGUCGAGACGGGGAUUGCAUUGCGAGCGAAUCGCUGUGCGACGGAAGAGCCGACUGUUCGGAUCAGAGCGACGAGACCCAGGAGGAAUGCUUAAAGCCGUGGCUGACUUGUCCGUAUUUCGCGUUCCGGUGCAAUUACGGCGCCUGCAUCGACGGCGACCUCCCCUGCAACGGAGUCCGCGAUUGUGCCGACGGCUCGGACGAGGAUCCACUGCGAUGCGGCGGUCCAACCACUCCGGAGCCCUUCACUUCCUGGACACCGACGCCGACGCGACCGCCGACUGAUAUGGGGUCGUCCUGGGUGUUUCCUCGGUCUUGCGAGAUCCCGCCGCAGCCAAGUAACGGCCACUGGAAGCUCGAUCGAUCACAAUGCAGCGACGAGCUGAACUGUCCCAAUCCUCAAAAUGGUGAGCUGGAUCCUGGUACCCGCCUGCAAUACACCUGCGAUCCAAACUUCAAGGCAAACGGAAGCACCGAAGUCUCCUGCGAAUCUACGGGAAGGUGGUCGGAAAUACCCGUCUGUGUUGUCCACGUUGACCGAAUUGUAGACGCCUUCGGGUCGUCUGCUCCACGGUUUCGGUGUCUAGGUCCUGUGCACCGCGGCCUGAGGCAUCCGGGUCGUCCGCUUUAUGAUGAAUUCAACUUGAAAAGAGGGGUUGAUAUCAUCGAAAUAUCGCCCCCUAUUGCUGUUGAACGCUCGAAGUGCCCAAGUCAAACGCACCCUAGAACUGCAAACUGCAGACGACGCUGUUCUUUGUGUGGUGCUCUUGGAGUAAAAAGAAAAAGGUCACCAAAAACAGAUAGAGGGGGAUGGAAAAUGAACAGCGAAGCUCAUUUUCAAAUGCAUGUUAAAACUGUGCGAAAUACUUUAACUUACCUGUACCACCUGUGCAACUGGCACAAUUACAUUUCGCAACUCUUUAUUUAUCACCGAAACAUGAUUGUUGCUGUUAGAGACUUGCAAAAAGUAGUGAAAUCCGAAUCAAAAACGUCUGAAAUGGCUUAUUCGUGUGAGGCGAUCAUCAAUGUUUCUCGCUAUCAAAUUUGCGACAUAGUAUCAACGAAUAAUAUCUACCUGUUACUUGAAAAUGGGAAAAUCGCUGCGUACGUGCACUUGCACGCAGCGAUUAUGCCUUUUCCGAUACGCAACAACCAGUUCCAAACAUCCACUGACCGGAACCGGGCAAAAAACAAAUAUAUUGACAGCAAAGUGCAGAAUUUUAAUGUGCCCGCCAAGUACGUAGCUCUUGGAAUGAUGUUUCGAUAUCACUACACGCGAAGCGAGGUCCGAUUUCACGACGUGCACAGAUUCGCGAAAGUUUCAGCAACCAUGUUUAUUGCUGAAACAUGUUAUGAACCGAUUUUACAAUACCUGUGUUUGAGCCCCUGUCUCGUGGCUCUCCAUAUUCACAAUUUACAUAAAUAUGGUAGACGUCGCAAUUUUGAUCGUGGAAGAGCCGUCUCUAAUAUCCCUAACACAUUCCUGAAAGAUGCUCGCCUGCUGCCAGACACCAGCACGAUCAUACAAGCCGGCACAGUUCGUUCCGAAUCGGAACCGGCCCAACGAGCCGCGCGCGGCCCGAAGGGUUCGGGGCCUAGUGACGAGGUGGCGGCAGCGGGUCGAUUUCAGGAAUCGGUUUACGGCGUAGCAAGCACUUUCAGCCAGGCUAAUCUGAAAAUGGAUAGCUUCGAAGGACCGAUCUAUGUGCACGUAAUCAUUGCUACUGAUCGCGCAAUGGACAAAAAAUGCGCUAAAAACUUGUAUUUCCAAACCUUCUGGUUGAUGGAUUUUGUGUAUAGUUUCAUCACACUCUUAGCAUCCGGUAGCACUCGAGAAGCCGUUAGAAAUCCACAAUCGAACAAUUUCAACUUAUGGAGUUGCGGAGAGGACCAGUUCACCUGUCAGAACGGGGAUUGCAUCGCGAGCGAAUCGCUGUGCGACGGAAGAGCCGACUGUUCGGAUCAGAGCGACGAGACCCAGGAGGAAUGCUUAAAGCCGUGGCUGACCUGUCCGGAUUUCGCGUUCCGGUGUAUCUACGGCGCCUGCAUCGACGGCGACCGCACCUGCAACGGAGUCCGCGAUUGUGCCGACGGCUCGGACGAGGAUCUCCCGCGAUGCGGCGGUCCAGCCACUCCGGAGCCCUUCACUUCCUGGGCACCGACGCCGACGCAACCGCCGACUGAUAUGGGGUCGUCCUGGGUGUUUCCUCGGUCUUGCGAGAUCCCGCCGCAGCCAAGUAACGGCCACUGGAAGCUCGAUCGAUCACAAUGCAGCGACGAGCUGAACUGUCCCAAUCCUCAAAAUGGUGAGCUGGAUCCUGGUACCCGCCUGCAAUACACCUGCGAUCCAAACUUCAAGGCAAACGGAAGCACCCAAGUCUACUGCGAAUCUACGGGAAGGUGGUCGGAAAUACCCGUCUGUGUUGAAAUCACCUGCAAAUCCUUGGAAUCUGUUUCGAUGAUAACGAGUUGCUAUCGAUCGACUGUGUGGUUACCGUGUGGCUCUUCAGUGCUACCAAACACCACGGCCGAACUCGUGUGUCGCGCUGGUUACAAGAAGGAUUCAAGUCUUCUGGAUUCUGGCAGCAAAACUGUGACAUGUAAUACGCAUGGCGAAUGGGAGCCAAGACCGAUAACCUGCGUCCCAAAGUGCGGAACAACGAAUAUCCGGCUGACACCGACCAUACUGAAUGGAGAAUCCGCCGACGUCUCAGAAUUUCCGUGGCACGCGUCGCUGUACAAACAGAGUAACAAUUCGCUGGGUACCAAAGAGUUCAAGUGCGGCGCAACGAUAGUUCGGACCAACAUCCUGCUGACCGCCGCCCAUUGCGUUUAUGACGAGAUAUCGAACAUGGUCGAGACUCCCGAAAGCUUUCACGUGGUUACCGGAAACAAAUUCCGAGAUUACGACUCUCCGCUUCACGAUUCACGGGUCGUUCGAAAGGCUGCGGUGAAACGCAUCUACAUCCCUGUCGAAUUUUUUGGCAAUGACGGUAAUUACGGUUCCGACGUAGCGGUCAUCGAGUUGCGGGAGCCGUUUCAGCUGUCUGACAUCUUGAUGCCGAUUUGUAUGAAUCUCGACGGUCUCAACAACCAGCUGCUGGAAGCUGGCUCAGUUGGAAGAUUUGCUGGAUAUGGUGGAACGAAUACCGCCUCGUCGAGCGCAACUCUAUUGACUACGAACAUUUCCUACGUGUCUUACAAAACAUGUGGACUGUCCAUGGGUAGCGAGGAAAACAGAAAGUAUCUAACGGUUGACAAGUUUUGCGGGGAAGGCCAAAGCGGAACAGCCGCUUGCCCAGGGGACAGCGGCGGUGGUCUGGUAUUUCAGAGUGCAGGAAAGUGGCACAUUUUGGGAAUUUUGAGUCUCCGUUUGAACAAGAAUACGAUGAACGUAGACAAAACUUGCGACAGCGAAGCUUACGCUCUUUUUACCAAGGUUCACGCUCACUUGUCGUGGAUCAAUCGGCUGAUUUCUCGAAUAAAUAAACACGCCGAUUGA